Arachis ipaensis is the source of this 687-nucleotide messenger RNA. RefSeq lists its product as uncharacterized. The record is from RefSeq and is a predicted model, not a curated record. NCBI's taxonomy places the organism in Eukaryota, Viridiplantae, Streptophyta, Magnoliopsida, Fabales, Fabaceae.
AUGAAUGAAGUUCACAAAGGCGCUUGUGUAACGCACAUAGGAGGACAAAGCUUAGCUUCCAAGAUCCUCCGAGCAGGUUACUACUGGCCAACAUUGCAACAAGACUGCAUGUAUAAGGUUAAACAUUGUGACCACUGCCAACGUCAUGCACCAGUCAUUCACAAUCCAGUCGAGCAGUUACACUCGUCCGAGGGACUCAGGAAGAAACUCGAAGACUCCAAAGGAGAAUGGGGCUAUAACACAACAGAACAAUCAUCAACAAAAGAAACUCCUUUCAGGAUGGUAUACGGAUGUGAUGCCAUGCUACCAAUUGAAGUCUCACUACAAUCUCCCAGGACCGAGAACAUCAACGAAGACGACAACAUUCAAAACAGAAGAACCAAGCUUGACCUCGUCGAAGAGGACCGAAACAAAUCAACACUGCAACAACUCGCUACAAAGCGAGCUAUAGCUCGGAAAUAUAACAAGAACCUCAAACCAAGGACAUCCUCAGAGGACAACCUCGUUCUCAGAAAAAUAGAAAAUGUACGAAAACCAACAGGACAUGACAAGCUAAGCACCAACUGGGAAGGACCGUUCCGAAUAUACAAAGUCAUCGGUAAGGGAGCAUACAAAAUUCAAACACUUGAUGGAACUAUCCUACCAAACAAUUGGAAUAUUUCUUCUUUAAAGAUGUAUUACAUUUAG